Messenger RNA from Daphnia pulicaria, 3109 nucleotides. RefSeq names its product glycogen phosphorylase-like. Gene Ontology annotation, molecular function: glycogen phosphorylase activity; pyridoxal phosphate binding. The transcript is spliced from 16 exons. The record is from RefSeq and is a predicted model, not a curated record. Gene Ontology annotation, biological process: glycogen catabolic process. NCBI's taxonomy places the organism in Eukaryota, Metazoa, Arthropoda, Branchiopoda, Diplostraca, Daphniidae. The coding region runs from base 147 to 2687 and encodes 846 amino acids. Gene Ontology annotation, cellular component: cytoplasm.
ACUUCACUCGUUCUCUAAUCGAGGCGAAAGUCAGUGCUCCUCUUGCCGGCUCUCUCUCUCCUCUAGUAUUUCAGUCGGUCCACUGCAAUUCAUUGUUUGUAAUUUCAAUUUACUCUCGGUAAAGUUUGAAGUAAUUAUUUGCGAUCAUGUCGGUCCAAAGUGAUGCCGAAAAGCGAAAGCAAAUCUCGGUUCGAGGUAUUGCUCAGGUGGAGAACGUGGCCAACGUCAAGAAGUCCUUCAAUCGUCAUUUGCACUACACUCUAGUCAAAGAUCGUAAUGUAUCUACGGUUCGCGAUUACUUUUUCGCCCUUGCACACACCGUGAAAGAUCAUCUGGUAUCUCGUUGGAUCCGAACCCAGCAAUACUAUUACGAGAAAGACCCAAAGCGUGUCUAUUAUCUUUCCCUGGAGUUUUAUAUGGGCCGUACUCUGACAAAUACUACUGUCAACUUGGGAAUCCAAAGCGCAUGCGAUGAGGCUAUGUACCAAUUGGGUUUGGAUAUUGAAGAAUUGGAAGAGAUGGAGGAGGAUGCUGGAUUGGGUAACGGAGGUCUUGGUCGUCUUGCGGCUUGUUUUCUGGAUUCCAUGGCUACUCUUGGUUUGGCCGCUUAUGGUUACGGCAUCCGUUAUGAGUAUGGCAUCUUUGCCCAGCGCAUCAGGAACGGAGAACAGUUGGAAGAACCUGAUGAUUGGUUGCGUUUUGGCAACCCAUGGGAGCGAUCACGCCCGGAGUUUUCUAUUCCGGUUCACUUUGGAGGCCGUGUUGUCACCAGUGACGACGGAUAUCAUAAGUGGAUUGAUACAAAGGUGGUUUUCGCCUUGCCAUACGACAAUCCGAUCCCUGGCUACAAGAAUAACGUCGUCAACACGAUGCGGUUGUGGUCUGCCAAGUCACCACAAGAUUUCGAUUUGCGCUUCUUCAAUGACGGUGAUUACAUCCAAGCCGUUUUGGAUCGUAAUCUUGCCGAAAACAUCUCCCGUGUCUUGUACCCCAACGAUAACUUCUUCGAAGGCAAGGAACUGCGUCUUAAGCAAGAGUAUUUCAUGGUGGCCGCCACCCUUCAGGAUAUUGUUCGCCGCUUCAAGUCGUCCAAGUUCGGAUCGCGCGAAGCUGUUCGUACAUCCUUGGACUCGUUCCCAGAAAAGGUUGCUAUCCAGCUAAACGACACUCACCCGUCGCUCGCGAUUCCAGAGCUUAUGAGAAUUCUUGUUGACAUCGAAGGACUCACAUGGGAAAAGGCUUGGGAUAUUACCACCCGUACUUGCGCUUACACCAACCACACUGUUUUGCCCGAAGCCCUUGAGAGAUGGCCCGUCAGCAUGCUGAAUUCUAUUCUUCCUCGUCAUCUCCAAAUCAUUUACGAAAUUAACCACCGCCAUCUUCAGUGCGUAGCAAAGGCUUUCCCCGGCGACAGUGAUCGCCUUCGUCGUAUGUCAAUGGUUGAGGAGGAAGGAGAAAAACGUGUCAACAUGGCUUACCUGGCCAUCGUUGGAUCGCACGCUGUGAAUGGUGUAGCUCAGAUCCACUCCGACAUCCUUAAGCGCGACUUGUUCCAUGAUUUCUAUGAGAUGAACCCCGAGAAGUUCCAGAACAAGACCAAUGGUAUCACUCCCCGUCGUUGGUUGUUGCUCUGCAACUCGGCUCUCGCUGAUGUCAUUGCUGAACGUAUUGGCGAAGAUUGGAUUUCUCAUUUGGAUCAGUUGACUCAGCUGAAGGCGCUUGCCGAAGAUCCAGUUUUCCAACGCUCUGUUCAGACAGUCAAACAGGAAAACAAGAUGAAGGUGGCCCAGUAUCUCCAAAAGGAAUACAACGUCAACGUCAACCCGGCUUCUCUUUUCGACAUUCAGGUUAAACGUAUUCACGAGUACAAACGUCAACUUAUGAACGCUCUCCAUAUUAUUACGCUCUACAAUCGCAUCAAGGCCAACCCAAGGGCUUCAAUUGUUCCCAGGACAAUUAUGAUUGGUGGAAAGGCGGCGCCAGGUUAUCACAUGGCCAAGAAGAUCAUCAAGCUUAUUUGCUCAGUCGGCCAAGUGAUCAACAGCGAUCCUAUUGUUGGCGAUAAGUUGAAGGUUAUUUACUUAGAAAACUACCGUGUUACGUUGGCCGAGAAGAUUAUUCCUGCUGCAGACCUCAGUGAACAGAUUUCUACUGCCGGUACUGAGGCCUCGGGAACUGGAAACAUGAAGUUCAUGUUGAACGGAGCUUUGACUAUUGGUACACUUGAUGGCGCCAAUGUUGAGAUGGCCGAGGAAAUGGGAAUGGACAACAUUUUCAUUUUCGGUAUGAAGGAGAAUGAAGUGGAAGAUCUGAAAAAGCGAGGCUACAACGCCUUUGACUAUUAUAACGCAAACGCCGAGCUGAAGCAGGUCAUUGACCAGAUUGCUUCAGGAUUCUUCAGCCCGAACAACCCCGAAGAGUUCCGUGAUAUCUACAACAACCUUAUGUACCACGAUCGUUUCUUCUGUCUGGCUGACUAUGACGACUACAUGGCCGCCCAAGAAAGGGUUAACGAGGCCUACAAGGACCAGAGCGUCUGGAUGAAGAUGUGUAUCCACAACAUUGCUUCAUCUGGUAAAUUCUCCAGUGACAGGACUAUCGCCGAAUACGCCCGUGAAAUUUGGGGCGUUGAGCCUACGUGGGAUAAGUUGCCUGCUCCUCACGAGCCUAUUGAGGAAGGCAAAUGAAAUGUUGAAGCGUCUAUUUUGUCACAUUUGCAUAUUAUAGGAGGAAAAGUUUGCAAAACGUGUUCACAGUAAUCAUCACACAAUCAUGUUACAACUCGACUAAUCUUCUGUAAGUGGAAGAGUUGUAACCCGAUUGAAUAAUGUGUGGGAAAAGAACGAUCUUGUAAAUCUUUUAAAGCCGUCUCUCCAGACUGUUGUAGCCACAAUGUCAUUUAUUGUUCAUGUUUGUUAUUUUUCUUGAAUUCUAGCUUCGAUGUUGUUCUGUUUCUGUCACAGAAAGAACUUUAAUGUGAGUUUCCACUUCUUCUCUUACCAUUUUAAAACUAUUGUGGUCAUUUUCAAAUCCCACCUUGUUUUCCUUUCUUUGUAGUCAAAUGUAAUGAGAAUGAGGAAAUAGAUAUAAAUCCGCAUUACAAAUCUCA